UGAUCGACAGCUCAAAUGCCUAAUAGGGAGUUUAUAACGGGUCUGAUGAACCCGCCCAAAGGCAAUUAAGGGUAAAGAACGAAAAACUUCAUACAGUAAAACUUUUUGUUGAAUGUCAGUGUGUGCGACGUAGUAUGAAUGUAAAAUUCAACGCCUAUUUAUUACUGCACGUGAAAGCGUUUGGAUUUUGAGCGCGAUCGGCCGGUCGGAUAUGGACGAUAGACGUUCGUGAGAUGAAGUUAUUAUAACCGACUGUCAAGGAAAUCGCAACGAAUCUGCUGGGAAGAAAAAAGUUACAUAAAGAGAUGCAAGGCGGAGAUAAGACAACGAUCCAGGCAAACGUGAUCCUUAAAUGACGCUCUGAAUAUUAACUUUCCGUCUUUAUUUCAUUACACUUGAACUUGAACGCGCACGGAGGAUUUCUGGAAAAGGUUGAUGAUUUCCCACGAGUUUUAGAGCUCAACUCAACUCUUCAUCUCAGAGGAGUCUACGGGACCGGGUGAUUUAUAAGUUGCCGGUGUGGGUGACACUUUUGUCGGAGUGGAGAGAUGGGGGCCGCGCCGGGCUCGGGAUGGGAGGAGGGAGAGUUCGAGUUUAAACUUGUGUUCGAGGAGGAUCCGCCGAGCCAGAACCGCUGCGGCCCGCAGGACUGCACUGAGAGCGGCCAGCAUCAUCAUGAGUCAACCGGCAUCAGCGAGACCAACAUGACUAACACAAUGUCUGGUCAACCGGUGGGCAUCCCUCUGCCCUCUCCAUCAGCCGGUCACAGGGCAGGGAUGCACUCUCCACCACCCAGACGGGCUUUAGUCAGAGACAUCAGUGGCACAUAUGAGAGUCUGCCAGCCAGAUCAAUACAGGUAUCCGAGUCGAAAGUGCUGGAGUGCCCCAGCAUCCAGAUCACCACAAUCUCCCCCGAAGAUGAUUCAGUCCCAGGAGGAGGAAGUUACUGGGACAGUGGCGGUGGCUGGGACAGGGAACGUCUAUACCUGCCCCUGCUAGACUCUUACCGUGAUGUCAUGACAGGUGCAGGAUCCUUGAGUCCCACCCCCAGCCCUGCAUCCAGUUCCUCAUCUCGUGGAUGGCUGAGUCCAGCUUCCAGCUGCGAUUCCCUGCUGGUGGAGGAGGAGGAGCUUAAUGACGCAGCCGCCCACUUCUGCCUAUCGCCCUCCUCGCGUCCCACUUCACCCGGGGGCAAAAAGCGCAGGAACUCCCCACUGGCCUCCCCCAACACCUCCCGCAGAAGCAGCUACUCUGAGGAUCCCACCUCUCUGCCCGACACAGGAGAAACCUCAACUCAGGCACCAACAAGCUGUGAUCUCAACAUCCCACAGAAAACCAGGAAGACCUCUGUGGAACAGGUAUCAUCCCGAGAAAUUGAUCCAGAGUCGACCCCCAUUCCAAACUCUCCUUGCCCCCUCCCAGAGGUUUCUCAGAUGAGGAGGGAGCCCCCUACAAUAGGCAUGGAUUACCUAUCGGUGCCCCCUGCUCUGGGCUGGGGAAGAACCAGGGCCAGCGCACACAGUCCAAUUUUUAGGUCUAAUGCACUGCCACCGCUGGAUUGGCCCCUGCCUUCACAGUUCGACCAGUAUGAGCUGCGCAUAGAGGUGCAGCCACGACCACAUCAUCGGGCUCAUUAUGAAACCGAGGGCAGUCGGGGAGCAGUGAAAGCAUCACCUGGAGGUCAUCCAGUUGUGAAGCUCACGGGUUACACCGAGAGACAGCCGCUCUCCUUACAGGUGUUUGUAGGAACCGCUGACGACCGGUCAAUAAGGCCUCAUCCGUUCUAUCAAAUACACAGAGUGACAGGAAAGAUGGUGGGCACUGCCAGUCAGGAGAGCAUCCAGGCUGGCACCAAACUGCUGGACAUCCCCCUCAACCCCGAAAACAACAUGAUUGCCCUUAUUGACUGUGCAGGUAUCCUAAAGCUGAGGAACUCCGACAUUGAGCUCAGGAAAGGAGAGACGGACGUAGGGAGAAAAAACACGCGAGUGCGUUUGGUGUUUCGCACGCACCUGCCCCUGCCUCCGCCCAUCGUCCCACCAGGGCGAGUGUUAGCCCUGCAAGUGGCCUCUUUACCCAUUGAAUGCUGUGAGUGUAACAAGUCAUUAUCCACGCCCAUUGCACAGCGCUCUGCACAAGAGCUUCCAGUAGUGGAGUCUGUCAGUCUCAAUUCCUGCUCAGCUGAAGGAGGGGAGGAGCUUAUACUGGGUGGGACAAACUUCCUGCCCAACUCCAGAGUUUUCUUUAUGGAGAGAGGUUCAGAUGGCAAAGUCCAGUGGGAGGAAGAGGCUCAUGUAGACAGGGACAAAAGCAAUGAGCGUUUGUUGUGUGUACGAGUGCCGGCCUACAAUGAUCUUUCCCUGAGUCACCCGGUGUCCGUCUGCUUAUAUGUGUCCAAUGGGAAACGCAAGAGGAGCAGCACGCACUGUUUUAAAUAUCUUCCCAUCAUGUUUAAAGAAGAAGAUCCCCUCAUGUCCCGCCCCACCCACUUACCACUGGAAGGGGUGACGCUUUGCCCCAUAGGGAGCGGUGGUGUAGCAGACAGGGGUUUACAUGUGAGGCCAGAUCUUUCCAUAGACGACAGAAACAUGUCCUUCCACCUCCCUCCGUAUUCCAGCGAUUACUCCCCCUCGCAUGCUUACCAGGAUGAGUACUGCCGUAAACCGGAUGUCCCAGAGGACAGCGGGGGUCGAGGUGCCCUGACCGAAAGGCAUCCCAGCUUCGAGAGCCUUGAACUGGGCUUCACUGAGCUUCUUCCUCCCAUGUACCCAAGAGUCUCGCAGCCUCUUUCCCCCUCACCGUCUCAAUCCCCCUGGCUGGACUCCCCCUACCUAUCCUCAUCACCGUCUCCCUCACACUCCUGCUCUUUGAGUCCAUAUCCCGCAAGCAGCCCUAUCUCCGGCUCGCCGCUUCCUCCGCUCGCUCAUUCCCCGUAUCCUCAGGGCCCACAAGACAUGUGCUCCUCGCCUCCGUUAAACAAUGUCCAAUAUCAGGAUCUGUGUCCACCGCCGUACAGCCACUAUGAUGGCUGGGACCACCAAAUGCGACCCUCGUGUGAAAGAGAUGGUCUGAAGCUGGAGGGUCACCCUGACUUUACAGGACCUUCAUCGAUGCAACAUAUCACAUUGGAGGAAGUGAAUGAAUUUAUCGGAGAGGACAUCAGAUCAUUUCAGAUGGGGCAACACAUGGACAGCAGACCUGGUUGACAACAUCCUCUCUGUUAUAGUCCAAUAAUAAUCAGUGUAUAGUUAACAGCAUAUCAAUCUGUGUAUGAUUUCAUAUUUGAAAUAUAAUGUAUUGCUAAAAUACGGCAAUAAUAUUGAGGACUAAGUAAUGGAUUUGUGGGAUAACACAAAGGUGGGUAAAGUUGUAAGUAUGUUUAUAUGUAACUGUCAUGGCUUCCUGACUGCGUAUCUGAAUGAAACUAAUGUUUUAAUCUGUAUGCAGAAUAAAUUAUCAUUAUAUCAUU
Messenger RNA from Paramisgurnus dabryanus, 3469 nucleotides. RefSeq names its product nuclear factor of activated T cells 4 (gene nfatc4). Lineage: Eukaryota; Metazoa; Chordata; Actinopteri; Cypriniformes; Cobitidae. The record is from RefSeq and is a predicted model, not a curated record. Gene Ontology annotation, molecular function: transcription factor binding; RNA polymerase II cis-regulatory region sequence-specific DNA binding; DNA-binding transcription factor activity, RNA polymerase II-specific. Gene Ontology annotation, biological process: calcineurin-NFAT signaling cascade; regulation of transcription by RNA polymerase II; cytokine production. Gene Ontology annotation, cellular component: transcription regulator complex.